Saccostrea echinata is the source of this 488-nucleotide messenger RNA. RefSeq lists its product as uncharacterized. The record is from RefSeq and is a predicted model, not a curated record. The coding region runs from base 33 to 488 and encodes 151 amino acids. NCBI's taxonomy places the organism in Eukaryota, Metazoa, Mollusca, Bivalvia, Ostreida, Ostreidae. The transcript has 2 exons.
AAGAUGUUAGCUGUACGAACUUAAAUAUCAGCAUGCUUCAGUGUGUACGCUUUCUUUUCUAUUUAAAUGUUUUCUGUAAAAUCUCAAAUGCUCAGGUCUCACAAAUGUAUGUGGAAAAAGUGGACAAUCUGAACAAGGUAUCUAACAACGUUCCUCUCGAAGAGCACAGCUCGCCCUCUCUGUGCCACUGUACUGCUCUGUGUAGCAGUAUUUGCGGAUGUACUUGUUUGGGAUUUGACGGUCAGACUAAAAUAUGUCGCCUUCUGAAGUCAUGUGACGCAGUGGACAUGACAGUUACUGAAGAUUAUUGGAGAUACCACGUUCUUACGCCACAAGAUCUACCUGGUGAUUGUAAAACCCUUUACGAUAGAGGAUAUAGAGCGUCGGGUGUGUACACUAUAUAUCCCUGGGAGAGAUACAGUCCUGUUUGUCGUUCUAUCAAAGUCUUCUGUGACAUGGAAACCAAUGGAGGGGGGAUGGACUGUUAG